Molecule: messenger RNA, 981 nt
Organism: Microthlaspi erraticum
Lineage: Eukaryota; Viridiplantae; Streptophyta; Magnoliopsida; Brassicales; Brassicaceae
Source: the annotation of a GenBank genome assembly
AUGGAAACUUUUAUUUGUCGCAACGGAGAAGAUUCCACCGGCGACGGCGAGAAAGCCGUCGUCUCCGGCGAGAAAGCCGUCGUCUCCGGAGCAAGCGUCGUUUUGGACUCAGAGAACGGCGUCGAGGCCGAAUCGAGAAAGCUCCCGUCGUCGAGAUUCAAAGGCGUCGUGCCACAGCCGAACGGAAGAUGGGGAGCUCAGAUUUACGAGAAACACCAGCGCGUGUGGCUCGGCACUUUCAACGAGGAAGACGAGGCGGCGCGUGCUUACGACGUCGCUGCUCACCGUUUCCGCGGCCGCGACGCCGUCGCUAAUUUCACGGCGGAAAGCGACGGAGACGAGGUCGAUUUCUUAAACGCGCAUUCGAAAUCCGAGAUCGUAGACAUGUUGAGGAAACACACUUACAAGGAGGAGCUAGAGCAGAGGAAACGGAACCGUUAUAACGUCGACGAAAACAGAGACGAGACGGCGUCUGUAACGGCGGUGACGGGGUUUAAAACGGCGGAGUUUCUGUUUGAGAAAGCGGUAACGCCGAGUGACGUCGGGAAACUGAACCGUCUAGUGAUACCGAAACACCAAGCGGAGAAACAUUUCCCGUUACCGUUAUCUUGUAACGACUCCGUGAAAGGGACGCUGUUGAGUUUCGAGGACGGUAACGGGAAAGUGUGGAGGUUCCGUUACUCGUAUUGGAACAGUAGUCAAAGCUACGUGUUGACUAAAGGUUGGAGCAGGUUCGUUAAAGAGAAGCGACUCUGUGCCGGUGAUUUGAUCAGUUUUAAAAGAUCCAACGGCCAGGAUCAGCAGUUGUAUAUCGGGUGGAAAUCGAAAUCCGGGUCGGAUCAGGAUACGGGCCGGGUCGUCGUGAGAUUGUUCGGAGUUGACAUUUCGUCUGUAAACGUAAACGACGUCGCGGUGAAGGAAGAAAGUGAGAUGUUGUCGUUGAGGUGUAAUAAGAAGCAACGCAUCUCCGAUGCUUUGUAA